AUGGGUCUAGAUCUCGACGCUUGUAUUUCCCAACUCUUGCAGAAACAGCUCCUCGCCGAAUCUCUAAUAAAAGAGAUUUGUGAGAAAACCAAAGAGUUACUAAUGCGCGAGAGUAAUGUAAUCCAUAUAUCAGCUCCUGUGACUGUGGUUGGUGAUAUCCAUGGGCAGUUUUAUGAUUUGAUCGAGAUAUUUCGUAUAGGCGGAUACUGUCCAUACACGAAUUAUCUCUUUCUAGGUGAUUAUGUUGAUAGAGGGUUGUUUAGUAUCGAGACUAUAUCUCUGUUGACGUGUUUGAAGCUGAGAUACCCAGAAAGAGUACAGCUUGUUAGAGGUAAUCACGAGUCGCGUGCUGUUACUCAGACAUAUGGAUUCUAUACCGAAUGCGUUAGAAAGUAUGGAAAUACAAAUGUCUGGCAUUAUUUCACAGACAUGUUUGAUUAUUUAACAUUGUCUGUUGUUAUUGAUGAUAAGAUAUUCUGCGUGCAUGGAGGUCUCUCACCUUCAAUACACAGCAUUGAUCAAAUAAAGACACUGGACAGAUUCAGAGAAAUCCCGCAUGAAGGUCCAAUGGCUGAUCUUGUAUGGUCUGAUCCAGACCAGGAUAAAGAUGAAUUUGCAAUAUCACCAAGAGGAGCAGGCUACACUUUCGGUGGUGAAGUAGUAAAGAAAUUUCUCCACAUAAACGGCAUGUCGCAUAUACUACGUGCUCAUCAACUUUGUAUGGAAGGAUAUCAAGUUCUCUACGAUGACCGUCUAUCAACGGUCUGGUCUGCUCCCAACUACUGUUAUAGAUGUGGUAAUAUGGCGUCUAUACUAGAAGUCGGCGUCAAUGGAGAGAGAUUUUUCAACGUAUUUGAUGCUGCACCCGAGAAUGAUAGAGAGAGUUCGAGACCCAUGGCUUCUGAGAGACUGGAGAACGUGUUAUAUUUCUUGUAA
Molecule: messenger RNA, 936 nt
Organism: Paraglomus brasilianum
Lineage: Eukaryota; Fungi; Glomeromycota; Glomeromycetes; Paraglomerales; Paraglomeraceae
Source: the annotation of a GenBank genome assembly